AUGGAUGCCCUUUUUGCUAAAGGAAAAGAAUUUCUUAGUUCCAAAGAUAAAGAUGAUGACAAAGAAACUUCCAAUCGAACAAAACAUCAUGAUGACGUGGAUGAUUCCGAUGACCGCCCUGAGAGGAAAACUUCCGGCAAGUCCUGCGGUCGUGGCGGCGGCGGUCGAGGUGGUGGCCGGUCGGACGACGACAGUGACGGCGAGAGGCCGUGCGGAGCCGGACGUGGUGGUGGUAAGACGGCGGCAGGCAGUGCCGGCCGCGGUGCUCCUAACCCAAAUGAGCACAAACAACCAACAACCUCUGAGCUAAUGGCUAGCGCGAAGUUGGUGGCUGCAGCUGCACAGUCCCAAUUAGGUGGCGGCGGCGAGGGCAAGCCAAAAGAAGAAUUGGACACCGGAAAGCUUGCUGGAGCCGCCGCUGACCUCCUUGCGGCCGCUACCCAUUACGGGAAACUAGGAGAUGAUGGAAUCGGUAAGUAUAUCGGCCAAGCUGAGGAUUAUCUCCAUGGCUACGAGCUUAAGAAUGUGAAACCCAACAAAGCUGGUGCUGGUGCUAGUGUUGGAUCCAAAAAAAGUACUUCUAGUAAUGCGGAGAGCAAGAACUCAUCGGAGUCCCUCCCACGGGGCAAUGCAAGAGAUGAUGAUGAGCGCGGAGAGCAUGCCAGGAAAGAGAAGAAGAUACCAUCAAAGAAACAAUCCGGUGACAAUUACGGUCAUGAUCGUGAGGAAGGUGAUGAAGAUCAUGCUAGAGGCCACGACGAACAUAUGCCAAAGGGUAAAGAGAUGCCUAAGAAACAAGUUGGUGACCGUCAUGGACAUGAACAUGAACGUUCAAAGGAAGGUGAUGAUCAUUCCGGAGAUGAGUAUGGCGAGCACACAAGGAAAGGUAAGGGAAUGCCUAGGAAACAAUCUGGUGAUCGUGACAACCGUGAACGUUCAAAGGAAGAUGAUGAUCACUCGAGAUCUGGACGUGGUGAAAGUAAAGGAAUGCCCACGAAAAAAUCUGGGGGUCAUGGACAUGAUGAACAUUCAGAUGAAGAUGAUAGUCGCUCUGGAGGGGGGUAUGGCGAUUACAUCAAAAAAGCUCAAGGAAUGAUCAAGAAAAAAUCUGGAGAUGAUGAUAAUCCAGAGAAAGGUGAUGGUGAAUCUGGUGGAGGGUAUGGCGAUUAUAUCAAAAAAGCUCAAGGAUUUCUCAAGAAAAAGUCGGACAACGGUGAUGGAAGUCCAAGGGGUGAGGAUGGAGAUUCUGGAGGUGGGAUGGGUGGGGUCAUGAAAAUGGCUCAAGGUAUGUUCAAGAAAGAUUCCGACGAUCGUGAUGGAAAUCGUAGCCCCACCAAACAUUCUAAUGAGGAAGAUGGGAACAAAACAGAUUAUCUUAAGAUGGCUGGAAGUUUUUUCAAGUAAUAAUAAUUAAAAAGCAUA
Molecule: messenger RNA, 1422 nt
Organism: Solanum tuberosum (potato)
Lineage: Eukaryota; Viridiplantae; Streptophyta; Magnoliopsida; Solanales; Solanaceae
Product: sarcoplasmic reticulum histidine-rich calcium-binding protein-like
Exons: 3
Coding region: 1-1404 (467 amino acids)
Biological process (GO): regulation of abscisic acid biosynthetic process; response to heat
Source: RefSeq, a predicted model, not a curated record